Molecule: messenger RNA, 3693 nt
Organism: Lethenteron reissneri (Far Eastern brook lamprey)
Lineage: Eukaryota; Metazoa; Chordata; Hyperoartia; Petromyzontiformes; Petromyzontidae
Product: olfactomedin-4-like
Biological process (GO): signal transduction
Source: RefSeq, a predicted model, not a curated record
CAGGGCAGCUGGACACUACUACAGCUGAUGCUCAUCUAGCAGUCACGAUGAAGGCACUGCUCAGCAUCGUCCUCGGUCUUCUCUUCCAGGAACUCGCUUGCGCCAUUUAUCUGGCUCCUGGCGCCUACACUAACAGCUCCCGGGAUGCGGAGGGCCAGUGCGUGUGUAACGUCUAUCUGCCGGACCCCAUCUUCCCGGCCGACACGGUGGAGCAGCUGCAGCUCAGCACUAAAACGAUUGCCACGGCCGUCACGGUGGAAUCAAAGAAGGUGGCAGAGAACUACGCUACGCUGGUGCGUUAUACUGGGCUGCUGCAGAACCUGACGGUGCGCGUGGAGCGAAUGGAGCAGGGCCAUGACCGCUACACAGAGCUGGACUUUGAGCUGCUGCGGGUGGAGAUCAGGGAGAUGGAGCAGCUGGUGCAGCAGCUGAAGCUGGAGGUCUCCAGCGCCACGCUCGAUCGUCUCCACCUCUCGAUCCAGAACAUCAGCGUGGUGGUGAACACGCUGGACAGCUACGACAGGAACAACGUGCUGGUCAUCCGCCACCAGGUGGACACUCUGCGCAAGCAGCUGCAGGACUGCCAAAAUGAGGCCUCUAAUGCUGGCCAGCCCCCCAGCAACAAUGCUGACCAGUCCCCCAGCAACAAUGCUUACCAGCCCCCAAUUGGCUCAUGUGCGCACGGUGGCUUGCAGAACGUCAGCGCACCAUAUAUUCACAUUCUGAACAUGCAAGGUUCAGGGUACAUAUAUGGCGCGUUUGGGAAAGACCCACUCCCACUGAAGGGACGUGAGGAUGCGUACUGGGUGAUAACCAGCUAUCAGGUUUACUUUACUGCGUUUCAGAUAUUUGCCAACAACCGGGCACUGCAAACCUCUAAGCUGUUGGAACAAAAGACCAUUUAUUACGACACAGAUUAUGGUUAUGGAAUGGAUGCAGUGAUGUACAAAAAUCACAUGUUUUACAGAUGCUAUACUGGUGUCGCUGUUUGCAAAUUUAACAUGACAGCCUCCACUAUUACCAGAGCAAAUCUCCCCCAAGCGUCAGGAGUCAAUACGUAUCCUUACCUGGGCAAUACAUAUUCUGAUAUGGAUUUCUCUGUGGAUGAACAAGGUCUAUGGGUCAUUUACUCUGCCAAUGGGAAGGUGUCCCUUGCUUUACUUAAUGAUACUUCCCUUGCUGUUAUCAACAGCUGGACUACCACGCAGUACAAACCCGCAGUCAGCAAUGGCUUCAUGGUGUGUGGUGUCCUGUACCUCACGCGCACCUAUAGCCUUAAAACUGAAGAGAUCUACUUUGCAUUUGACACCAACACUAACCAGGAGAGGUCUUUGAGCAUCAUGAUGGACAAGCCCAUGGAAAAGAUGAGCAGCCUCAGCUAUAACGCAGUUGACCGCAAUCUGUACAUGUAUAAUCAGGGAUAUAUGGUCACCUAUAAUGUGAUAUUAAAGGGCAUGUGAUUUUUCUAUGAUUUUGACCUUUUAUGCAUAUUAUAAUCACUAACACAAUACUUUGUCAUCCAAAUCUUCUACCAAUCUGUAAGGGCUGUAAUUGUUAUCUCCUUUUUUCAAGUGCUAAGUAUCACAAUUAACACACCUCCCAUGCACAGUCAGAAUUAACACCCUGGCCAGUACGGUUAGUGAAAUCAGGACCAAGGCAUUUUCAGAUACCAAUCACCGCUGAUUGUGAGACAUUGCUGGAAGCGAAGUCCGAAUGCUGGUAUCAUAGCGCAUUCCGGCGUAACAGGCCGUAGUAUACCACCGGGGUUAAAACGGCCUAGGCGAGAUUAUACCCAGGUAUAUUAUACUCUGGGGUAUAUUAUGGCCUAGGCCAAAUUAUACCCCUCUAGGCCAAAUAAUACCCCCAUGAUAGUAAUAUUGUUGAGCGAUAUACACAUGAAUUACACAUUUUUUCCAACAUUUUAUUUGAAAACUGUAAACACAUAGACUUUGAUUGCUUCAACCAGAAAAAAACUUUAAUAACCCUAACCCUAUCCAUAACCCUAACCUUAUACCUAACCCUAAAAAUGCUUCAAUUGAUCAAAUUGAGAUUCUUAUUUCCAUUUAUACGCUUUUUAGAUAUCGAUUUAAGUGCGUUUGAACUUUCACAUGGGGCAUAUUCUGGCCUGAAGGGGUAUGGUCUGGCCCAGUCUAGUUUAAACCCCCGGGUAUAGUUUAGCCUAGGACACUUUGUCCCCUAUGGCCCAAACUAUACCGGGGUUUAAUCGGGGCAGGGGUUAUUUUAGCUUGUUACAGCGGGAACCACCACAUACCGCAUCACCUCCGGUUCUAAUAAAAUGACUCAAAAAUAACAUAUGGUCACGUGUCGCAUCUGCACAGAGUUUCUGAUAUAAGCAUUGUACAAUUUUUUACAAUUGAAGACUAAAUAUCAUUAAUUUGUUUUCUAAUAGAAUAUUAAUUUUAAAAAGUAAUAGUUGAUGCACGGCAAUUCCAGUGCCAAAACAGAUGCUGGAUAUAAGCACAACCUAAUCGUGGUGGGCUUAUAACCAAAGUAUGCCUUCUGCCCAACAAAAGUAAUGUAAAAAUGUGUUUCUUGUAUCAGAACUGUGCUUUUAUAAGCUUCGACUGCACCUUGAAUUAUUAGGAGUCAAGUCAUGCUGAACCUCCGCUUAUGACCAAUGGUGGAAAUAUGAUAAUCCAGUGAUUGGAUCUAAAGUCUCCUGCAUAUCAAACACGUACAAUAUAGCUAUUGUACCACAACAUUGGUUUGCAGUUAUUGAUGACAGCGCUUUGUGUAACAACAAUUACAUUCCAAGUUCCAUUUAAAACUCUCGCUGUCAGAGAGCAGCCCGAGAUGUCAUGGCACUACUCCACCUCAAUAAGCCUCUUGUACCCACGAAUUGAAAACCAUUGAUUUUCCCACAAAGGUCAAUUCAGCUUUUUUGCAGAGCUGGUAUAUUCCAAAUGUAAUCUCAGGAAGUUUCAUUGUGCAGUUAUUGGAGGCCAGACUAAGACGAUUCACACGCUACACUCAACCGGGUUACGUCGUGGGAGGCUGCUUGGAUUUUGAACCCAGAAUCUCAGCAUUACUGCUGGCUCGGUGCUCUGGCAUUGUUCUCACCUCCUGAGCCACCCGGCCACCUCAAUAACGAGCUAAAUGAAUUUUAUUUGCACAGGUUAAGUACUGAACACGUGGUCAAAACAACCUAUUUUAGAUGCAAGUGGACAUGUCAAAAGGUAUAGCCAGUUUGCUGGUUGUCCUUUAUUGGACCAAGCUUAAAGGAUAAGUAAACUGAAUUGAAUUCUGUCGUCAAUUUUCCCAAAUGACAUUGGACAGGACUUCUUAAGAAAAAAAAUCCACUUGGUUAUCUUUUCGUUAAUGUAAACAAUAUAUGGUUUUUUUUUUACCACGUGAGUUCACGCCUUGUCAAAUCUAAUGUGUGAGUGUAAAUGUAGCCCAGGUGGUAAAUUUUAAACCGAUGGCCCUCAUAAACUAAGCUAGUCGCAUUCAUCAGCACAUACUAUCAUUCUUAAACAGACCAUUUUACAUAACAGAUCUGCCAUUUGGCUUUUAUAUUAGAAUAUAAUUGUUUGCAUGUUCCAAUGCUGAUUUGCUCAUUAUUUCGAGAAUUAUACACACUUUUACGUGGAAUGGGAAUUUUCCAGGUGUCAUAAUUUAGCAUAUCAUACUUGUUGGUAUGUUUGUGGUUUUGAAAUAAAGGAAUUUCUUGGA